Molecule: messenger RNA, 3784 nt
Organism: Vicugna pacos (alpaca)
Lineage: Eukaryota; Metazoa; Chordata; Mammalia; Artiodactyla; Camelidae
Source: RefSeq, a predicted model, not a curated record
GUUCUGUUCCUUCAUAAGGACCUUGAAGCACUAGGAGGAAAGGUGCUGUGUGUGUGUGUGGAGUUUUCCAUAACGUCCAGUCCUAACUAAAAGGCUGAGUUAAAGAAAACUCCCUGAGUGCUCUGCUCCCUUGGUCUACAAUGAGCGCCAAAUCUGCCAUCAGCAAGGAAAUUUUUGCUCCGCUGGAUGAAAGGAUGCUGGGAGCUGUCCAAGUCAAGAGGAGGACAAAGAAAAAGAUUCCUUUCUUGGCAACUGGGGGUCAAGGCGAAUAUUUAACGUACAUCUGCCUAUCAGUGACAAACAAGAAACCCACGCAGGCGUCCAUCACGAAGGUCAAACAGUUUGAAGGCUCCACGUCGUUUGUGCGGAGAUCACAGUGGAUGCUGGAGCAGCUUCGCCAGGUUAAUGGCAUUGAUCCUAAUCGGGACUCUGCAGAGUUUGACUUGUUGUUUGAAAACGCUUUUGAUCAGUGGGUAGCCAGCACAGCCUCAGAAAAAUGCACCUUCUUCCAGAUCCUCCACCACACCUGCCAGCGGUACCUCACAGACCGGAAGCCGGAGUUUAUCAACUGCCAAUCGAAAAUCAUGGGAGGAAACAGCAUCCUCCACUCGGCGGCCGACAGCGUCACCAGCGCAGUACAGAAAGCGAGCCAGGCCUUGAACGAGCGCGGGGAGCGGUUAGGCCGCGCAGAGGAGAAGACCGAAGACAUGAAGAACAGCGCCCAGCAGUUUGCGGAAACUGCACACAAGCUUGCCAUGAAGCACAAAUGUUGAGAAACUGCCUCUCCUGAUGACCUCUUAAGAGAAAUGGAAGUUUGUUCAGCAGUUUUUACAAGAAUUCCAGACCUCCGCUUGCUUCUUUUCCAAAAUACGGACAUUUAGGGGGUUUUGUUUUGCCUUUUCAGAUGUUAGUAUGAAAGAAAAGAUGCUGUGUUUAUACAUUUCCCUAAUAACCUUGCUAAGAAAUGCUGCAUAGCAUCAGCUUCAGUUCUUUUCCACUGUGUGUAUGCGUAUGUUUGUCUUUUCCCUUUUUUUAAGGUUUUUUUUUCAGUAGUUUGAAUAUGAAAUUUUGACCAAAUGAUAUACUGGCAACAUGUUUUUUUUUCUUCCCCUGAUAUUAAGCAGGAAGACAUUUUAUGUAGUGACAUCAGCUGUUACUGUUCCUGGUUGAAAAUAAAAUUCAAGCAGUGAUUGGUUUCACUCAGUCUCCUAGCCACUCUUAAUUUGAAGGUUAAGAUUCUAUAUCCUGAGAUGUAAGUCUGUAUUAUGAAAAACAAAUGGAUUUAUCAGGGGAAACAGCAGUCUUAGAUUUUGCUUUUUGUGUAGUAAUCUCGUGCAUGAGCCAUCACCAGCAUUCAAAAAAAAAACCAUCAGAAUCACAGAUAGAAAUCUACUUUCUGAGCUACAGUUUAAGUACUUCCACUACUUGUUUCCAGGCUGAUUAUUUGGAAUUGUCAAAUGAAGGAUAAAAAUUUGAGAUUAAAGACCCAAGGAAAAGCCUAUUUGUAAAACCUCUGUGCAUUCACAAAUGUUUCUUUUGUCACUGUCCCCAAUUACUAAGUUAGCUGGUCUUGAAAAGAGCUUGGAUUUUAAUCAAGAAUCGAUUUGUCCAGAUAAAGGUCUGUGCAAAUGAUAACGUGAAAAGAUACUACAUUAAAAAUCUUUUUUUUUUUUUUUUUUUUUUACGAAGUCAUGCAUUUCAGAGACACCCUCACAAUGCCCUUGGGAAAUGGCCAUCAAUAGCUUGGUAUCUGAUUUUUGGAGGUUUUUAUGUUGUUACUACUGCUGUCUGUUUACUUAAUGUAAUUUAAAGUAUGGGUUUCUUGACACAUCACAUUUCAUGGCAAUUGCAACUUGCCAGGUCUGGCAUAAAACAGCAGUCAGGAAGCCUUUCCAUUGCAGUCAGACUGAAUAAAGUCAGUUCACACACUUUCCGAUCCCGUAUUACUCAACACUGUCCUGGGCUUUUCAGUCUGGGAAUUUGGUUCGUUAGAGGGUUAAAAUGCUAAAUAGAAGCUGUGCUUUGUCUUCAUGAAACAAGGAGGCAGGCUGCACAUCCCAGACACAUUCUCAGCCUCCCGCUGCGGUGCAUUGAUUUUUAAGCUGCCUGGAUCUUCAGGACCCCUUUCUAUCCAUUGAGCCGACUGAAGCCAUGUGUAUUGUAGCCUCUUACAUAGCAGCAUACAAUGACUUUGGGAUUAUUUAUGCUGAUUUAAAUAGCUUAAAUUCUCCUGAUAAAGCAUUCCCAAAGUGAUAGAAAAUUAGGCUAUUGUGGGGGGGAAAUGAUCUUGGUACAUAUCAAAAGGGAGAUAGGAUUUACCAGAGACAAAUUUCUGGAUCCUCUUAGGGAAAUGAUCCAGUUCAAGAAAACUCUGUAAAGUUAAAUAGUUUACCCUAUAAAGUUUAAUAUUUUGUACUUUUUUGUUUUUGGUGUCUUAAAACUUUAAAGAAGCAAGGAACUUGGUAUCUGGUGAGUAUCAUUAGACACAUUUAUAAUUUUUAAGAAACGCUGAAAACAUCACACCAAAUAGGUGUUGACUGCAGACCUCGGUCAGAAAAUGCACACGCACACACACAUAUAUUCACCUUCCCAAGCUGGAUUCUAGCUUCAUAGAUAGACAGUUGGUAUAAAUAAUUGAAAGGGUAAAUCUAAAACCCCCCGACAAUCGGCCAAACUCAAAUAUAAAAUUUGUUGCCAACUAUCUAACAACAGUGUUUGUGAAGCUGCUUCUCAAAUAGCAGAGGGUGAGGUCAUAAGCAUACUGUGAAAUCUGAGAUUCCUCCUUCCUGGUAGCCUUGUGAUAGUUACUCUUCAUAAAUAUAGGUAUUCAACAUCUUGCCCUCUUUCUUUACUGUUUAUCCUGAUAGACUUAAGUCUUACUGGAAAUAGCCUGGAUUAGAAGAAAGUCUAUUUGCAUCUUUAUUAGCAUCCUCUCCUGAUUUGCUUCCAGGCUGUGGUCAUGCCCUUGACCUCCCUGUGUCCAAGUCCUACCUAGGCUUCCACCCCACAGAGGCCAAAAAGCAACCCCGGCCCCUCCUGGACUCCUAACUUUUUUGCAGAGGAGCGAGCCCUGUGAUGGCACACAUGAAGUUCUUUGCUAUCCUUUUGUGGAAGGUGCUGCUAUACAAAAUAUUAAUACAGUCUAACGUAGAGAAAAUUGCUAAAAUAACUUACAUUACUUGGGAGCAAUUCAGUGGCUUGCUAGAAGACGUUUGUUUCAUUUCCGCACUUCACUGUUGAGUUUUGGAAAUACUCAGUAUCUGUGAAGGCUUUCUUAAAUCGUAUUGACAACGCAUAAAGAUUUUCCCAGUGUUCUCACUUCCACCUGGAGCGCAGCUGCAGUAUUCUUCACUAGUCCUAUUAGAUACCUGUGUACAGGAAGUAGACACUAAUUCAGGCUAAUGUUUCAUAUUAAAGAAUGUAUUUGUAAAAUGUAACAAGAUCAGUAGUUACCUUUUUUAAGCUCUGAAAAAAAGAUUAUGUGUUAGACUUAAAAUUACAGUGAAAUUUGUCUUAAUACUACUUUUGUGGCUAACCAAGGUUGUGCAUUUAUGUAAAAAUAUUUACAGAAUGUCCUCAAUAAAGGAUAUUAAAGAUAGGUUUUGCUCUUAAUUUUUAGAAUUGUAACACUGCUAAUGUCUGUUGUACAGUUAUUCAUUCUCCAGAAGUUCUCUAACACGUCAAAGAUAAUUUUUGUUCCUUUCAGAGACAAGUAACACUUGCCCUGUGAUUCACUAUUACAGCAAACUCUAAUUUUAUCAUUAAAUAGUUUAACCGCGAUGAA